AUGAAACUAAGGAGAUCAGCAUUGCUGUUGCUGUUUUGCCAGCUUGUCAGUAUCUCAUACUCUGAAAGUUUUUUUGAAAAGUUUUGCCAGAAAAUCAGAGGACAGGCAUUUUGGGCAACAUAUGAAUCAAAAGGAGUUUAUUCAACAUGCACUGUUUCUAUUUCAUCUAAAAAUAAAAUUGCAAACAAGAGAACAGUGUGUGAAUCUAUAUCUCCCUUUGAAGUGUUAGAUUUCAACCAAGAGAAAGAUUCUCUCGACUGUGUUUUAGGCCAAAGUUAUGAGUGCUUCUCUAAAACAGACGUAGCUGUAAAUGGGAAGUGUUAUAAACCUGUUAAAGGAACAGAAUGUCCGGUGAACUAUAAAUUAGCAGAAAUCUAUCAUACCUCCACUGCUCGCUGGAUAGGAACUUUAUUCAAAAACUUCGAUACUCAUUUGCUGAUCAGUAAUUUGUCGACAGCACUAGUUAGUUCAUUUCCAUAUUCACGGAAAGAAAAACAUUGGGAUGGAGUCAAAUACGGUACCGGAAAGCAAAGUUAUAGAGGAAUCAGGACAACUUCAUAUAAGGGUAGCUCUCCUGGCCUCAUUGAGUAUAUGAGCCAAUCCGCUGGCUCUCUGCUUUGUGAAAGUACUCGGAAAAAGAAAAACACCCCGUUAUAUUAUGACGAUAUCUGCAAAAUGCUCUCUGAAACAUCCGGUAUGAGGACUUUCUUCGACAAUGGAUAUUGUAACUUCAUGACAUAUAAACGGUUCAACUAUAGAACAGUAGAACAGACCAAAGGAAAGUAUUGUGAAAAAAUUGGGACGAAUGUUAAAUCUAUGAUGACACCAAGUAAUGCACAGUUCGAAAUAGUACAGAAUUUUGAUAACAAGAAAGAUUCUAACGAACAAAUUUUAAUAUUGACUCCUCUAUUGUUUGAACAUAUUAAUGGAACAAACAGCACAACAGGCUCAUCCAAUCAUAUUUUACAAGUUCAAGACUAUAAAUUGAAUGCCAAGAUGUAUUUCGAACGAGGAUUCCUUGAUUCUAGAACUUUUGAUGAGACAAGUGGUGCUUUUUAUUGGAUUACGAAAUCAAAGGACAAAAAAUAUAUGCACCUGAAGCCUUACGUAACCGCACCUUUUGCAUGUACUUAUGGGCCAACUAAAUAUGAUUUCUAUAGCAAUGAUCCUAUAUGCCCUAAGGACUUUUUGAGGUUCAGAGGUGAAAAUCAUAAAAUUAGGUGUUUGGCUAUAACAAGCAAGGCUGAGAGUUGGUUUGAUGCCAAAAGACAAUGUGAAGGCUUAAAUAAGAAAAGUUUCCUCGCUGAACUAACCAGUAUAAAUGAGUUGGAAACUGCUCGAGAUUUGACUAGAUGGAGAAAACUGAAUGAGAGCUUAUGGAUAGGCUUAAGAAAAGUUUCUAAUAUUCCGUUCGUGGUAAUGUGGGAUAACCAAUUGAAAGAGCACAAUCUCGACGCAAACAAGGCAACAGUGAGAGCCAGCGAUGCAGCAAAACUUCUCAAUGACGAGUCGUUUUACUUUUUCGGUUCAGAUGCUAAUAUCAAUGGAGAAUGUUUCAACGCUGAUAUGCAGAAACACGGACAAUGGAACAGUCAGAGCUGCCAAGCUAAACAGCGUGGAUUUUGUUCUUUCUCUCUGUAA
This is a messenger RNA of Auanema sp. JU1783, 1641 nucleotides long. NCBI's taxonomy places the organism in Eukaryota, Metazoa, Nematoda, Chromadorea, Rhabditida, Rhabditidae. The record is from the annotation of a GenBank genome assembly.